This is a messenger RNA of Pipistrellus nathusii (Nathusius's pipistrelle), 1479 nucleotides long. The record is from the annotation of a GenBank genome assembly. NCBI's taxonomy places the organism in Eukaryota, Metazoa, Chordata, Mammalia, Chiroptera, Vespertilionidae.
AUGUCGGACUCCUCGCCCUUCAAGAUGCGAUUUGUUCACCUGGACCUUAAAGGAGCCCCGCCCAAGGUCUCGUACCUCUCGGAGGUUUUCCCGCUGUUCAGUGCCCUGGGAGCCAACGGCCUCCUCAUCGAGUAUGAAGACACGUUUCCCUACGACGGCCCCCUGAGGCUGCUGAGGGCCCCGCACGCCUACAGCCCCUCCGAGGUCACGGAGAUCCUGCGUCUGGCUGCCGCGCACGAGCUUGAGGUGGUCCCCUUGGUGCAGACGUUCGGGCACAUGGAGUUCGUGCUGAAGCACCGGGCGCUCGCCCACCUCCGGGAAGUGGCGCUUUUCCCCAACACCCUGAACCCGCACAAGGCGGAGGCGCUGGCGCUGGUGGGAGCCAUGGUGGACCAGGUGCUUGAGCUGCACCCCGGAGCCCGCUGGCUGCACAUCGGCUGCGACGAGGUCUAUUACCUCGGGGAGGGCGAGGCCUCGAGGCAGUGGCUGCAGCAGGAGCAGAACACCACGGCCACGCUGUGUCUGUCCCACGUGAAGGCCGUGGCCAGCCACGUGCGGACCCGGCACCCGGCCACGACGCCGCUGGUGUGGGACGACAUGCUGCGGGACAUCCCCGAGGACCAGCUGUCAGCGUCCGGGGUGCCGCAGCUGGUGGAGCCUGUGCUCUGGGACUACGGGGCCGACCUGAACGUGCAGGGCAAGGUCCUCCUCAUGGAAAAGUACCGGAAGAGCGGCUUUCCCCGGAUGUGGGCCGCCAGUGCCUUCAAGGGGGCCACGGGGCCGAGCCAGGCCCUGCCCCCCGUCGAGUACCACCUCCAGAACAACCUGCGGUGGCUGCAGGUGGCGGCCCAGGGGCAGAAAGACACCCUGCAGGGCAUCGUCCUGACAGGCUGGCAGAGGUACGACCACUUCGCGGUGCUGUGUGAGCUGCUGCCCGUGGCCAUCCCGUCCCUGGCCGUGUGUCUGCAGUCGCUCCUACACGGCGGCUUCUCGGAGGAUGUGCAGGCGCAGGUGCAGAACCUGCUGGGGAUCCCCACCAUGGAAGUCGCCGAUGUCACAAGCGAGGGGGUCGGGUCCUUCCCCGGCAGCGACAUCCUGGCCCUCGUCACGCACGUCAGCCUGGACCUGCGCAGCUCCGUGGACGAGGUGCUGCGGAGGGAUAGGUACGUGACUGGCUGGUUCAGCCACUACCACCGCCGGCGGAAGCUCGUCCACCCGGUCAUGAUCCAGCACAUCCAGCCCCAGGCACUCAGUCUCCUGGGCAGGUGGAGCGCCCUCGCGCAUGAGCUGGCGGCCGCCCUGCGCCGUGUGUUCCCCGAGGGCGCCGUGGAGGAGUGGCUGCAGGAGAACGUGCACCCCAGCUUAAAGCAGCUGCAGGCGCUGCUGCAGGACCUGCAGGCUGCCAGUCCCCCACCCCCACCGGCCAGCCCCCCGCCAGCCAGCCCCAACGGCCCCGCCAAUGCUGACCAGGGCCCCUGA